Schistocerca serialis cubense is the source of this 468-nucleotide messenger RNA. RefSeq lists its product as uncharacterized. Bases 1 to 468 code for a protein of 155 amino acids. The transcript is spliced from 2 exons. The record is from RefSeq and is a predicted model, not a curated record. Lineage: Eukaryota; Metazoa; Arthropoda; Insecta; Orthoptera; Acrididae.
AUGGCUCCAAAAUAUGGAAGAGAUCUAAAAGCAAUGGGAAUCAGGAAUUGGAGAAGGAAAGCACUGGACAGAGAUGAAUGGUGGCAGGUGACAAAGAAGGCUAGGUUCUACAAGGACUGGUUUUCGGAUUACAGUGCUAUGAAACAAAAACAGAAGUUCGAGAAGCUAGCGGUUACAGUUAAGAAGGAGGACGCUACUGUGGCUCCAAAGCGAGUAGUGGUGAAUCUCUUGUCAGAAGUACUCGAUGAAGCAGCUGUUUCAGUUCUGUGCAAAGGUCUGAAUUUCGCAACUACACCGAAGAGAAUACCUGUUGAAGAAAUCUUAAGUGCUGUCGAAGCAUCCUUGAUUUGUCUUCCAAAGGUGCGGGCUGAAGAAGUAAGACAAGAUGUGUCGAGAGUUCUUCGGAAAUCGAAACUCCGAAAAGCAACAUAUCGGCGCAGGAAAGGAAAUCUCUUAUUGAACUCAUGA